AACUUCCACUGACUGGACGGGAGUGCACAGCGGACUGCGCAUGCGUCACACUACAAACACCGUAGUUUUUGGACCAACGGGACGCCGUAGAUUUGGCGGUAAUUGUAAAACGUAAACAGAGUAGCAAAAAUGGAAGACAGUGAAGCGGUGCAACGAAAUGAAAACACUGAAAAUGAGACACCAGCGAAGAAGCAAAGGAAUGAAACGACAGGAGAAGAGCCGUCCCAGGGGCCUAACCCCGGAGCGGAGAGUAAAAACACCGAGGAGACCGAGCCCCGGUGGAGCAGACUGAAGCUGUUCGAAAAGGUGAUGCAGAAGAGUCUGGAGAAGGUCAUCGAACAUGCAAGUUUUAACAGAUUUGCCAGCAGUUUUCGCCCACUGUACAAGAAAAACCCUCAGAGAAUGGAGAACAUCCACAAGCAGUUUAUAGAAGAGCUUCGGGGGGCCAUACAGGAGGACAUCAGCAAAUUGAUCGAAGAGGGUCGGUUAGAGUCCAAACUAAAUGAGUUGGAUAAACUGGAGAGUGCUGCCAAAAACAAACCAGACCCUGCUUGGCGGCCGUCAGGGAUACCUGAGCAGGAUUUUUGCAGCUUUUUGAUGCCCUACUAUCAAAAGCAAGAGGCCUACUUACGAUUGGAGCUGAAAAAGAUCCAAGCAGCAAACGCUGACCUGGCGCAGAAGGUUCAGGCUGGUAGAGACAAUGUUGCUCAGACAGAACAACGUGUUUCAGCAGCUGUCAAUAACUGGAAGGCAUCUGUCACAGAAUUUGAAAAGCUGGCUUCCUCGCUUGGUCCUGCUGAUGUCUUUGAUGUGUGAAAAGCAAAUAUAUAUAUAUAUA
This is a messenger RNA of Sphaeramia orbicularis (orbiculate cardinalfish), 838 nucleotides long. It is a transcript of the gene pmf1, whose product is annotated as polyamine modulated factor 1. Gene Ontology annotation, biological process: chromosome segregation. The transcript has 5 exons. The record is from RefSeq and is a predicted model, not a curated record. Bases 130 to 816 code for a protein of 228 amino acids. Lineage: Eukaryota; Metazoa; Chordata; Actinopteri; Kurtiformes; Apogonidae. Gene Ontology annotation, cellular component: MIS12/MIND type complex.